Drosophila kikkawai is the source of this 1458-nucleotide messenger RNA. RefSeq names its product Histone H3.3B (gene His3.3B). The record is from RefSeq and is a predicted model, not a curated record. Gene Ontology annotation, cellular component: nucleosome; nucleus. Gene Ontology annotation, molecular function: structural constituent of chromatin; DNA binding; protein heterodimerization activity. Lineage: Eukaryota; Metazoa; Arthropoda; Insecta; Diptera; Drosophilidae.
GCGAUUUCGAGUGGGCAAAAAAUUCACUGUACUAUCACACUAAUUUUAUUGUGAAUCGAAAAUUUCGUUCGUGUGGUCGUCUUUGUGAGAAAGAAUUCUAAAGAAUAAUAAUUGUGUUUUCCAUUUAUUGUUUUCAAUAAAUAAAGAAAAAUGGCCCGUACCAAGCAGACCGCUCGUAAAUCUACUGGAGGAAAGGCUCCUCGCAAGCAGCUGGCUACAAAGGCCGCGCGUAAGUCCGCCCCAUCAACUGGCGGCGUAAAGAAGCCGCAUCGCUAUCGCCCUGGAACUGUCGCUCUGCGUGAAAUCCGUCGCUAUCAAAAGUCGACCGAGUUGCUCAUCCGCAAGCUUCCCUUCCAGCGCCUGGUGCGUGAAAUCGCACAGGACUUCAAAACCGAUUUGCGUUUCCAGUCGGCCGCUAUCGGAGCCCUUCAGGAGGCAUCCGAGGCCUAUCUGGUGGGCCUUUUUGAGGAUACAAAUUUGUGCGCUAUUCACGCCAAGCGCGUCACCAUUAUGCCGAAGGACAUUCAGCUGGCGCGCCGCAUCCGUGGCGAGCGUGCUUAAGCAGUAUCAUCAUCAUCAGCAGCAAUCUUUGCUGUGAAACACACGCCGAUCAAUUCACCAUUCGUAAUCUUACAUACUAACAUAACCAUUUACACAACCACAACAUACACCUGUCGCUUAGUGUUAAUAUUGCGAAUGGGAAAAUCGGCAAAGUUUGACGAGAUCAAUUCACCAUUCGUAAUCUUAAAUACUUACACAAAACACUCACACAAACCCAACACAUUUGUCGCUUUUUGUUAAUUUUACGAAUGGGAAAAUCUACAAACUUUGACAACAACCACAUAUAAACAGAAAAAAAAAAACAAAAAAAACUUAAUUAUAAUGCUUAAAUAUAACUUUAAAAUCUUAUUAUUAUUAUUAUACAUUAGUUUGUAAGUUUUUUUUCCGCUUGUGCUGAAAGCUGCUUCGUCGCCGUCUGCAUGCCGUGCAACCCAUCUGCGUCCACAUUGUUGCGGGGAUACACGGGCGGCCGUCAUCGCCUGUCCGUCUGCAACAUCUGCCACCAACUACUCCAACAAUUGUCCGGAUGGCGGGCCGUGAAAGUCAGUGCUUCAUGGAUCUGGAGGCGCCUGCCAACCCUGGCCAUUUCUCAGGGGGAAGUCGACCAUCUGGCUGCCGGGAUUCGUGGUGCUGGCAAUCAUGACCAUUCAAACGCUGUUUGGGCGUGGUAAGGCGGACAGACGGUGGCCGGACUGCUCAAUGGUAUCUCCCAGGAUUCGGAGAAAGGCUACAGGACGGUGGCGGAGAGCCCAAAGGCACUGGCACCUAUAAAAGCAAAUGAAAAUGAUAUCCAACAUAACACCGAAGACCGAAUUGAGUACACUUACUUUUACAUAUUACACUAUAAAUACAUAUAAAACUAAAUAUAUAUAUAUAUAUUAUAUAUAGAAAACACUA